GACGGUGAACCGCUGCUGGAGGCAUUUUUGAUGUAGUAUUAAGGUUGUUAAUCCUAAAAGUACGUGUUAGAAUUGUUGGAUAAAGUGGCGAGGAUGUAGACAAGACUUUUAGCGCUCUCUUUCUCUCUGCUCCCGGUCUUCUUGCUGAUUUCAUUCGAGCGGUUUACAUGCUGACAGUCAUUCAGAAAUACCACAGAUACACUGAGCUUUCACGUGUUUGACCGAGCUUGUUUAUGAUAGUUUCUUCACCUUUUACACUAAUAUUUUUCCGCAUAAUUGUAGCCAUUUUUUCUGUACUCUGUCCAGUCCAUUCACUUGAAGUUGGCGUUGUAAUAACAGACGAAUUGUCUGUACAUUACUCGGGUUAAAUUUAUCGACAAGACACAUAAAUACUAAGGGCAUUGGAUCGGAAAAAAGGAACUUCUUUUUAGGAAUAACGGCAUGGUAUACCUGCAAAUUACCAGAGAGUAACAUAUUAAGGAUUUUUCCACUACAGCUGGGACAUACAGUUAAAACGGCUAAGCAUUAGUCUUCAUUGUUGAGUGAAAAUGGAGUUUCUUUGGAUCUUUCUUUUGCUGGAGAUGGCCCUGAUGUCCACAGCUGCCAGGGGUCCUCCAAGAGUUUCAGAGAGGGUUACCCACCGUCAGAGCGUCCGCCUGGGUCGCACUGUGAAGCUCCCCUGCCCUGUGGAAGGCGACCCCCCUCCCCUCAACAUGUGGACAAAAGAUGGCCGGAACAUCCACACCGGCUGGACACGGUUCAGGGUUUCACAGCACGGCCUGCGUAUUAAAGAAGUGGAGACGGAUGAUGCAGGGACUUAUAUCUGUAAGGCUACCAAUGGGUUCGGCAGUGUGAACAUCAACUAUACGCUGAUCGUCAUAGAUGACUCCAGUUCAAGAGGUGGAACAGGUGCAGCCACUGGUGACUCUGAACACACCCCCGAGUUGGCUGGGAAGCUGGUUCGCCCACGUUUCACACAGCCAGCAAAGAUGCGGAAACGUGUCAUUGCACGUCCAGUGGGCAGCUCUGUACGCCUGAAGUGCAUGGCAAGCGGUAACCCUCGCCCUGACAUCGUCUGGCUGAAGGACAGUAGGCCGCUGGUAGAUGAGGAUGGAGGACCAGGAGGGGACGGCAAGAAGAAAAAGUGGACUCUGAGUCUGAAGAACUUAACGCCUGAGCACAGUGGGAGGUACACCUGCCACGUGUCCAACAGAGCAGGAGAGAUCAAUGCCACCUACAAAGUGGAAGUCAUACAGCGUACCAAUUCUAAACCCAUCCUUACCGGUACUCACCCAGUCAACACCACUGUGGACUACGGAGGAACCACAUCUUUCCAGUGUAAAGUCCGCAGUGACGUCAAGCCGGUCAUUCAGUGGCUCAAAAGAGUUGAACCUGGUGAUGAGAACAAAUUCAACUCCACCAUAGAGGUUGGAGACCAUCGCUUUGUGGUGCUGCCUACAGGAGAGGUUUGGUCGCGACCAGACGGUUCCUACCUCAACAAGCUGCUAAUAACCAGAGCCAAGGAGGAAGAUGCCGGCAUGUAUAUCUGCCUGGGAGCCAAUACUAUGGGCUACAGCUUUAGAAGUGCCUACCUCACUGUGCUGCCAGAUCGGAAGCAUCAGCCCUCUGUCCCCACAGCAACAUCCCCAACGCUCCCCUGGCCUGUCAUCAUUGGGAUACCAGCAGGUGUCACCUUCAUCUUAGGGACUGCCCUCCUCUGGUUCUGCCAAUCAAAACGUACCUGCUCCUCCUCUCCAUCUCCUUCGUCCUCCUCUGCCCUCCCUGCCGCUCAGCGUCUGCCUGUGGCCAAUCGCGACCGAGCUGGCCCAUCACUCACUCCUCAAACAGCCAACGGGGACAAAGACUGCCUUUCCUAUGAGGACUACAUUGCCCAUCAGCAGUUGCUUCUGGCUCAAGGAGGCACCGGAUUGGCUCCCAAGGUCUACCCCAAUAUCUACACUGAUAUUCACACACACACACAUUCACACGUGGACGGGAAAGUGCACCAGCAUCAGCACAUUCAUUACCAGUGUUAGCAGGAAGGCGAGCAAGCUGAAGCGUGUCACACGCUUCCCUUUCUCAAACAGAGACACGCAGACUCAUUCGUAACAGUUAAAAGCUGACUUACAGAGCAAAGAACAUGCAAGAGACCACGCGGGUUCAAAAACACAAACUUGGGAUCAUGCAACUCGACUGCAGACAUGUGUUUGUAAAUGGACUAACUCAAGGCAUGAGCAAUGAAGAAUGUAAAGAAAGAAGCUCUUUAUUUAAUCCAGUGUGAUCUAUGAGAGGAAAAAUCCCCAACUAUCUUCUAGUCAGGGAUUUAUUAUAUAUCAUAACACAAAAAAAAUAGUCUGCUCUCUACUGCAGUCUCCCUAGAAGUCAUCCAUACUACACCUUGCCCACAUGAAAUGCUUCAUCUAUAGCUACUUAUAGUUUAUAUAGAAAUGAUAAUACAGCAUUUAGCAUGCUUUUUCAUGUAGGGUAAUCUAUAAAGAGGAAUAUAUGUUUUCUGUAACCAAAAGUUUAAUUUCAGCUAAAGUCUCUAAACUGAGCCACAACAACCCUAAGACAAACUGCUGCAUCCUCAACCUUGGCAACAACAAAGGCUUCUGGUGUUGUUACAUCUGCUGGACUCAAAGCUGCUUUUAUCAGGAUCCAGCUGCUAUCUGGGUGCUGUGAGGAAAAAAAGAGCAAUCUGAGUGACAGGCUGCAUCUCCUUUAGAUUGAUUUUAAUCAAAGCAAUGCUGUAAGGUUUUAGAAAACUGAUUACAAUGGUACUAAUUCCUGUUCUAAAAAGACUGACAGAUCCUAUCAUUGACAGCACCUUUAUUUCCCAGAGAUUGUUGGCAUUUUCUGUUUUGCAACGCCUCUUUUUUUGCUUUUGUUCAACCUUCGCUUAGUGUAAAAGAGAUCAGCAUGAUGGAUAUCAUGGUGCUUUCUGGCAUUAUUUCAGGAUUUUGUGGCUCAUCUGUGAUUCACCAGAUAUGUUGCAGGUUUUUCUGUUACGUCUAGGGAGCUUCAAUCGACCUGCUUCAUGUGUAAGGUUAGGCUAUGACUGCUUUACAGAACACCUCACAUUAUGAUAUGAUGUACAUCAGAAGAAGCUUUGCAUAUUCUCGGUCUCCACUUAUUUUAAAGCAGAGACUUGUUUUAGGAGCAGAGUUGUAGGAUAAAGCUGCUUUCUCAUGCUCAGUCAGCCUGAUCAAACAAAUUUUAUUCUCAUCUAGGAAAUUUCGAUUGGAAGCAGCUUAAAACUGAAUCAAAUAUUAAUGUUUUUAUAACAUUUAGUCAUGUCUUUUUCCGGAAAGUUAUAUAGCCCAACUUACCAGCACUCCUAGAACAUGUACUGCUCUUAGCGCUGCGCGAGACCCGUGAAAUGUAAUCAUUUCUUUCUAUGUUCGUAGGAUAUGGAUGAUAUGGAUAUUUGAUCCUGUAUGUUUUGAUAUACUUGCUAUUACAUUUAUCAACACUUCUACUGACCCUUUUGAGAGACAUUUUUCUAUAAUGACAUCCACAAAUCUGUAUAAUCCACUUGUAUGUGGAUUUCCUUUCUCCCUCAUUACAGUUUGGCCUAAUAUUAAUGCCACCUGAAAAUCACACACCAACACACCAAUGGAGCACUUUCACAAGUCUGUAUUUGUGGCUAAACAGACCUUUCCCAAGAAAAUAAGGGUUUGUAAAGACAAUGUUUGAUAUUUCCCCCCAUACUGUUGUACACAGUUUCCAACCAGUGGAACUUGCUUGGCAGAAAAAGGGAAACAUCUAUAAAUGUAUCAUCAACUUUGUUGUAAUUUGAACAAAAUUAAAUCUAAUGGAAACCUGUUUUUGAUAUCAACUGAAGCUCAGGUCUUAAUUACUUCAUCUUUUCCUUCUAUUGACAGUGUUUUGGGAAUUGAAUUAGCUAUUUAUUAGUGCUAAUAACUCUAUGAUCCAAAGUUUCGUUUUUAUACAAAACUCACAAAAUCAGCUGUGGAUUUGGUGGGAAAAAAAGUAGCUUUACCUUUCAUUAAGAUGAUUUGUGGUUAACUUCUUCACUGUGUAUCAGCAAAUGAAAGCUUUUAGCUCUGUGAGGUGCUGGGAUGCAUCACCUGUACUCAACCCCAUCACAGAGCAAAAUUCCCAGAUUCUCUUCUGUUCUAUCUCUGGUGUCCAUUCUUGUGUUUGUGUGUGUACUGAUGAAUCUAACCACUAAAUUAAAGCUGUAUAAAAAAGAUGUGCUAAGAUUAGAUUUAGGUGUCAGCCAUUUUCACUUACAGCACUCACUGAGGGGCAUGUUUGGCCAGCUGUGGUCGAAACAGUGAGGCGACUCGAUCCGGACAAUUUUAGAUAGAAAUUAAACAAAGUUAAAAAGAUAACUGAAAAAAAAUGUAUUCAUUUGAAAUAUAAAUGAGGUUUAAGAAAAUCAACUGAGUGUUUUUAAUGAACCACUUGACAAAAACGUUAUUUAAAGUCAUCUGGCAAGUUCUUUUUUUUUUCCUCACCAUUUAUUUUUGCACAUAAAUCAAGAAGGACAAUGUACAAAUAUCUUUUUCUAAUUGUUUUUAUUUUUAUGUUUGUCCCUGAUAUGUUAUCUGGAGCAAUACACCACAGCUUCAAGUCUCCAUUAGCUUUCUUCUUUUUUAAUGAAAAUAAGUUUGAUACCUGUGAAGUUCCUUUUCUUAUUUUACUCCAGCUAAGCAAGAUGUUAAAUCACUACACUUUGCAUAUGUUUAAACAGUCAGGGUGACUGUUUUUUGUGGAGUCUCCUAUUGUUUCUGUAUAAAACUUCUAAUUUAAAUAAGAGACAGUGGGAAAAAAUGUGCUUACUCUGCUGUCUAAAUGCAUGUGAUGCAUCUCCAAAGGGAUCUCAUGUUAACACUGUGCUACCAGCUUCGACUGAAAUUAGCUUAUCUUUACCUCUUUCCUACAUUAUCUGUAAAUACAUUUUAUUUUUCUUUCAGAACAUCUGCUCACCCUGUAAAAUAACUGAACUUUGUAAAUGUUACCCGAAGGUAUCCUCCCUCUUUUAGAAUAAGGCGUAAUGGUAAAAAAUGACCAUUAAUUUUCUCGCGGUUCCUUUCAUUCAGUGAAUAAGCCCUGUCAUGGUGGCAUAAUGCAUCAAAGCUAAUGGACUGCUACUAAACAGACUGUGUAGAUGUGCACUUACCACUCGUUUGUACAUAGAAUGACGUUAGUGUUGAAGUUAAAUAGUCUUUUAUAUUAUUUAGUAAGAGUGCCUUUGACCAUACAGAAGCUUUAGCAACACAUAGGCCCACAAAACAUUGUAAAUGCUAAAUUUUGUCCAGAUUGGAAAAGAAGGUGUUUCUAAUUUAUAUUUUUGACAUGUUUAUUUUUCCAUAUAUCGGGCAUUAUAUUGCAUGAAUGUGUUAAGAGUCAUAAUGUAAGCUAUGUAGCAAAUACCAUGUAAGAUACUGUAUAUGUGCUGAAAAUUAUACAGAUUUUAUCAAUUAUAUUUGUAUCGACAAUCUUGUACAGUGUAUCAUCAUUUAGAUUAAAAAUUGUUUCCCUUCCAUUGUAAUCAUGUUAUUGGUGCCAAUAAAAAAAUACGAGUGAUGGUG
Molecule: messenger RNA, 5561 nt
Organism: Melanotaenia boesemani (Boeseman's rainbowfish)
Lineage: Eukaryota; Metazoa; Chordata; Actinopteri; Atheriniformes; Melanotaeniidae
Gene: fgfrl1a
Product: fibroblast growth factor receptor like 1a
Exons: 8
Coding region: 549-2036 (495 amino acids)
Cellular component (GO): plasma membrane
Molecular function (GO): fibroblast growth factor receptor activity; fibroblast growth factor binding
Source: RefSeq, a predicted model, not a curated record